This is a messenger RNA of Brassicogethes aeneus, 2082 nucleotides long. The record is from the annotation of a GenBank genome assembly. NCBI's taxonomy places the organism in Eukaryota, Metazoa, Arthropoda, Insecta, Coleoptera, Nitidulidae.
GUUUUGCAUCUAACUUCGCGUUGUUUCUGACAGACGUCAAAUAUUGAAGUAAAAAUUGUUAUUUUUUAACAAAUUUCGCCAAUUUUGUGCAUUUUCAGGCGGCAAAAUGGGGGCUUUCACAAGCAGACAAAAUGCGGGUGUUGAAGAGGUGGAUAUAGCUUCCACACACGCGUACAGAUACCCUCCAAGAAAUGGGAAUUAUUUUGGGAGUCACUUUAUUAUGGGCGGGGAACGUUUCGAUACCCCGCAACCUGAAAGUUAUUUGUUUGGUGAGAAUUCGGAUUUGAAUUUUUUGGGAAGUAGACCAACACCUUUUCCAUAUCCACCCCCACAACCAAAUGAACCAACAAAAACACUUAAAAGCCUAAUAAACAUAAGGAAAGAAUCACUUCGAUUUGUACGCUUAUACAAUGAUUUUAACAAACCAAACAUCGAUAAAUCUGAGAACGUGGACGUAGAAUUAGGCACAAACACGUUAUUCAACAUAGAGUUCACAUUCGAUUGUGAUGUUAGGUGUGCUAUUACGAUUUAUUAUUUUUGUACGGAAGAAAUGACUCCAAAUGGGGUUAUGUAUGUGUCUCGGGAGCCGACUCUAACCUCGGAGACUUUCCAUUUCAAACGCGGCGCCAAUCAGCAAUUUUCGCAACCCAGCCAUAUUUUUAACCCUGCCAAAUACUACAACGAUGAGUUGUUGUAUGAUGUUGAUAAGGAGGUUAUCCCCAUUGCUAUUCAUUGUGUGGCUGAGGAAAAUUCAGAGGAAAUCAGACAAUCUCAUACUACAGUGGGAACAGUGGAGAAAAUUACAGAUGGGACUUAUUUGUUGAAAGCUUUAAAACAGAAGUUGUAUGUCGACGGUUUGUGCUACUUGUUGCAGGAAAUUUAUGGAAUUGAAAAUAAAAAUAAUGAUAAGGCUGGUGGAGACGACGACACUGAAGACAACGGUUCGGAAUGCGUGAUCUGCAUGUGCGACGUACGCGACACCUUAAUUCUACCGUGUCGCCAUCUAUGCUUGUGCAACUCGUGCGCUGACUCUCUCAGAUACCAAGCGAACAACUGUCCGAUUUGCAGGGCCCCCUUCAGGGCGCUCUUGCAGAUAAGAGCCCUCCAGAAGAGCGCCAACGGAAAUUUACCGCCCAUAAGUCCACCAGAUGGCAGCUGCGACAACAUCCCGCCGGGCUACGAGGCCGUGUCGCUGAUAGAGGCGCUGAACGGGCCUUGCGCGCCGCGGGCGCCGCCGUCCGCGAUGCCCGACCUCGUCGAGACGCCGGACAACGAGAACGCCGUGCAGGCGGCGCAGAUCCUCAACAGGCAGUGCGACCGCGGUACGCCGUCCAAGAGCAGGCUGUCGACGUCGGAGCCGGCCAGUCCCGACUACGCGGUCAACGUCAUGAUGACCGCUACGAGGGACGACGAGAAUAACAGGGAAUCCAACAAGUGUCCCCUUUUGGUAGAGGAAGCUGAACCAAUAAAAAGAAAAAGCAGCCUUAAAAAACGCGACUCUCUAAAACUGGUUAACGAGAAAACAGAAAAAGAAGAGCCGCUAGACGAGGACAGCGAAGCUGAAAAAAUGUCUCCAUUGUUGCAAAAACCGAAGAUCACGAUACGCGACAACAACCUCGCUCUUAACAUGGCAGACGCGAUCGAUGCGGAACUAGAAAGCGAUCGUUCGAACACGAAAAAAAAGUACAAAGAGCGCAGGGGUAACAACGGCAACAGCGCCGCCGCUGCCGCCGACGACGAAUCCGACUACUACACGCCCGAGGAGCAGCACGCGCCCACCUCUAACGGCCCGGCGUGCUCGCCCACCUCCGCGAGCGCUCCGAACGGCGUUUGCGACGUUGCCAGGUCGGCGGACGGUUCGCCGAUGUCGCACGCGAGCGGCUCGAGCCAGCGCCACCUUCUGGCCGUCGUCGGAAGCGCCAACGACAAGCCGGUGCACAUAUGAGCGGUGGAGGGGGUGUGGUUGUAAAACGGAAUGAUCACAUCGACGUCGUCUUUUGUUUCCCGUUCAAAUCGGUUUUUGUCGGCUGUCAGCAGUGUUGCCUACCCUACCGAAAUCUCGAUAAAUCUACCGGUAGACAA